CACGCAAUGCAUCCCCUAAUCAUGACUCAUUCGUCUGCGCAAUUUGCUCCUUAUUUUUAUGCAAAUUAUUGGAAUAUUUUCGCGUGUCUCACGAGAACUGCUACGAGACAUUCUCGGACAAUAUCCCAUAUUUACUCGCAGACGAUAUUACGUCACGUGCGUAGAAUGGAGUAAUAAUACUGUCAUUUCUAUAUUUGAGUUAUACAUUACUGUAAGGAAUAAAGCAUAGAUGUCUUAGACGUAGCUCAAUACACUUCGAAUGGCUACCACGAAGUCAAGUCACUCUCCACAGGACAACAUUUUAUGCUGUCCAAUAUGUAUGGACAUAUACAAGACACCUCGCAUGUUACCAUGCCAACACACACUUUGUGAAUCCUGCCUUCAUUCAUACAUCGUCAACAAGUCACGUGAGAGGGUCUUAGUGUCCGACUUCCCAUGUCCAGUUUGUCGAGCGCAAACACCUGCACCACGCGCCUUUACCCGCAUUGACACCUGGUCUACUUUGUUCCCGCUGAACCAUUUGCUUGUCUCGUUGCUUGACUCAAGCUUCCAUGAAAUGCUCGAAAAACGCGAAACUCCGACAGCUGUUGAACGUUGUGCAGAGCAUGCAGGCAAACUGAUUGAAUUCUUCUGUGUCGAACACAAUGUCAAAUUGUGCAGCAAGUGUUUCAAAAAUGCACAUCGCCAGUGCGAAGUUCUCGACAUUGAAGAGCACGCUGAAUUCACAACCAGAUUCACAAUCGUCAAGACUGACGUAGAAAACCUACUAGUUUAUCUAAAUGAUGCCAUCUUGCAUCUGAAGUCGAACAUAGAGCAAUUGUCUACUGAAAAGACGUCCAUUAUGACGGAAGUAAAAGAUUUUCGCGGGAAAGUAGAAGCGUUGCUUAAUUCCUUUGAGACUGACAUCAAAGAUCAAGUUAAUGUACAGCACGACGGAGAAGUUGUUGUUUUGAAAGCUCAAUGUGAAAAAUACGAGCGGAUAAAGGCGGAGAUAGAAACGUCAGGAAAAACAUUAAGUGAGCUUCCUGUCUCGUCACAAUCGUUCGAGAUGAUCUCAACGAUCGAGAAUGACAUCAAAAGUCAAUCAUCUUUCAUACACGGGUGUCACUCAAAUAUAAAAGUUAUCAAAGUAGAAUUUGCCAUUGAAAAUGAACUACUUGCCUUUCUAAACUCCUUUAGUAAACUAGGAAGUGUCAACGUAAAUCACUUUGAAUCAAACUUGAAGGUACCCCCAGAAUUAAUGUCAAGGGGCAAUACUCUGAACGAGUCAUUCAUCCCUUCACCUCGAGACGUUUCUGCUGAUGACCUCCCUUCACGAUCGCCUAUACGUCAUGUUUCGCCACGAGCGAUAAUAAUAGCGCGUCCAACAUUAAAUGACGCAACUUCGAGCCAGUCUGGAACAAAUACGGAACAAAGACCACAUCGCGCGCAUAAAGAGCCAAAGAGACCAAAAACCGUGCCUAUUGAGUCCACUGCUCCAACACCGGUAGUCCGACCACGUCCUGAACGGCCAGAUAUCCAUGGAAUACGUCACUUUCUGCCUAGAUCAUGCUCGAGUCCUAAACGAAACCAAGACUAUAGUCACAAUACGGAGAUCAAUAUUGCGCCAACAAACGAAGCAAAGGAAAAUGUUGUUGAUUUGAGUGAUGACGAAGAUUCGGUAUUUUCAACUGGUCAAAGUGAAGCAAACUCCAACCAAGAUGCCGCUGGAAUAAACGGCUGCGAAACACCCGGUGACGUUGAGGCAAAGACAUUACCCGGAGCUUUGACUAAACCUCCAACAAGUGAAAAACCAAAGAACCGUGUCUGGCAUUAUGUUAAUGUAAUGUCGGGAGUUGGUGACAUUUCUAGUAGUAAGCGUAUGUCUGAACGUGCUGAAAAUGAUGAGAGUGCCAAUGGAAAUACGAAAUUUCUGUUUCGUCAUAGAUCUUCAUCUGCAUCAAGCAUGAGCCCCGAAGUAAAACCUAUCGUUUCGUCUGCCAUCAAUCAACUCGCUCGUUUAUUCCGACCAACACAAGCUGACGAUAACCCUGCGUCGCCACUUUACGAAAAUUCUUCCAUUUACUCCGCCUGUUCAGCUCAGAACAAGUGUAAUUCAAAAACAUUAACAUUUGAACCAAUAACAAGUAGCAACACUACGCCGAAACAAUGCACUAAACUGAAAAGUGUGGUUAUUAAGGUUGAAGGAGACAUAAGAGAAUGCACAAUUACUGGCUCCGUUGAACUUCCUGAUAAAAGACUUAUUCUAAUCGAUUGUAACAACAGUCGCGUCAAACUUUUCAAUCACGAGUUUUCAUAUGUAAGCCAUUUAGAUAUGGCAAAGGAACCGUGGAAUGUCGCAUGUUUAUCUUCAAAUGAAAUUGCUGUAACGGUUCCGCUCGAGAAGACAAUUCAUGUCAUUCGUGUUAUUGGGUCAUCAAUGAGUACACAAAGAUGCAUAGUUACACGACGUGAAUGUUGGGGAAUCGCCAUUGUUGACGGAAAAUUUGUUGUGACAACAAAAGAUGAUGGGAACCAAGUGGCCUUUCUUGACGACAAUGGCAGAGAGCUUCAAGUGGUCAACUUUGCUUCCAGGGAAAAUCCUAAUAUCUUGAGACCUGUAUCAGUUACUCGUUCAAGAACAGAUCACGUGCUCUACAUCUGCUGCGAGGGCCAGUCUGGGACUAAAGGGUCUCUUGUGCGGAUGUCAACUCGAGGUGAUGUUUUGUACGUGUUCACGCAUAAAGAGCUUGAUCGUCCUUAUAGUACAGCUGUCGACCGGGAAGAUAAUGUAUAUGUCACUGCCAUCCGUUCUGCAAAUGUCCUCAUGUUAUCAGAGGGCGGGGCUUCUGUGAUGACGAUUCUGUCACGUGAUCUCGGAUUGACACGCCCGCAACACAUCCAUAUUUCAAACCGAGAUGAUGGGUCAUUCCUCGUUUUGACGGAGCGUCGUUCAGACAAAGCAGACGUAUACUGUCUGAAAUAAAAUGAUCUCGGUCUUUCCAUGCCAUCCUGUAUAUCCAUCGCUGUCUUCAUCAAAUAUCGCAUAGAAGCAGAUUUUUUUUAUAUCUUUUCUUUAAAUGAAAUAAAUCUAACCUAAACAUUGGUCAAAAUGUCUUCCAAUUUGAUAAAAUUAUUAAUCGUUCCAAGCGAACAUUAACAUUAUUACCAAUACAGAGAAACAUACACUUGCAUUACGUGAUUAAGUAAUUCAACACGGUUUAAGGGUCUAUGAGAUCAAAGUUUCUUUUAAGGUUGUUUGCAAACUAUAGAAAGUCUAAGUGUGGAGUAUAUCGAGUGCUGCAUAGUUUUAUCAGUUUUUUUUGACUGUUGUGUGUGUUUGAAGUGAACUUAUUUUAAUAACUUUACUUUGCUUUUAUAAUUUCUGUACAGUUAUAUUUAUACGUGUUUUAUAGUUGAUUAUAAUUGUUGUCCAUGUGAGUGAAUGUUCAUAUAUACAUAUAUUGUAUUUGAUGGGAAAUCAAAAAUAAAAGCUUUUUAUAAUUUACUACAGAACUGGUUUAAUUACGUUUUAUUUAAUGACA
This is a messenger RNA of Ruditapes philippinarum (Manila clam), 3524 nucleotides long. RefSeq lists its product as uncharacterized. Gene Ontology annotation, molecular function: zinc ion binding. Lineage: Eukaryota; Metazoa; Mollusca; Bivalvia; Venerida; Veneridae. Bases 260 to 2965 code for a protein of 901 amino acids. The transcript has 2 exons. The record is from RefSeq and is a predicted model, not a curated record.